Messenger RNA from Andrographis paniculata, 1548 nucleotides. RefSeq names its product organic cation/carnitine transporter 3-like. The record is from RefSeq and is a predicted model, not a curated record. Gene Ontology annotation, molecular function: transmembrane transporter activity. Gene Ontology annotation, biological process: transmembrane transport. NCBI's taxonomy places the organism in Eukaryota, Viridiplantae, Streptophyta, Magnoliopsida, Lamiales, Acanthaceae. Gene Ontology annotation, cellular component: membrane. Bases 1 to 1548 code for a protein of 515 amino acids. The transcript has a single exon.
AUGGAGGACGGAUCAAAACCACUAGAACAACCGCCGCCGCCGCCGCCCCCGCGGCGGCUCUCUCUCGACGACGCGAUCGAGUACUGCAUCGGAGAUUUCGGAUGGAAGCAAUUCGUGCGAUCCGCGAUCCCACUGUUCGCAUGGUUUUUCGAUGCUCAGCAGAUUUUCAUCACCGUCUUUACCGACGCGCCGCCGAAGUGGACCUGCCGGAACUCCACUCUCGACGGCGGCGGCGCAGUCUGUACUGCAGAUUCGAAUCUGUGCCAUCUUCCAGAAGGUUCGUGGUCGUGGGAAUUGCCUCCCCACGCGUCUAUCGUGUCCGAGUGGUCGCUCCAGUGCGCCGGAACAAUCAUCUCCGGCCUACCUGCGUCGGCGUUCCUAGUAGGCUCCCUCGUCGGAGGAAUCCUCCUCGCCACAUUAGCCGAUUCGUUACUCGGCCGGAAGAAUUUCCUCGUCCUAUGCUGCCUGUUAAUGUCGACGACGGGGCUCCUGACCACGGUUUCCACCAAUAUUUGGGUAUAUACAUGCCUGAAAUUCAUCGCCGGAUUCUGCCGCGCCAUGGCCGGAACUUGCGCCCUGGUUCUCGCCAGCGAGCUCGUCGCCAGAAAUUGGCGGGAAAAAAUUGGGGUAAUUGGAUUCCUGUCACUCGGAUUAGGGUUUCUGUCGCUUCCGAUCAUCGCCUAUGUGCUUAGAGGAUUUUCAUGGCGGUUAAUGUAUUUCUCGACGUGUAUUCCCGGCGUGAUUUAUGCAAUUUUGGUGUAUUUCGUCGUCGAAGAGUCGCCGCGGUGGCUGUACAUCAAAGGGAGGAAGAAGGAGUUCGCCGGAACCCUAAGGAGGAUGGCGGCGCCAGCGGUGGAGAAGAGUGAAUUAACGGACGACUUUUUUGAGAAUUGCGUGGAGUGGACGGAGGUGAAGGCGGAGGAGAAUAUCUACACGGCGUUGCGGAGUCUGGCGCGGCGGAAGUGGGCUUUCCGGCGGGUGGCGGUGGUUAUGGUGGUCGGAUUCGGCGUGGGGCUGACGUACUUCGGGAUGCCGUUAGGAUUGGGGAAUUUGUCGUUUAAUUUGUAUGUGAGUGUCGUUUUGAACGCCGUCGCGGAGAUGGCGGCGUCGGCGGCGACGUUUUUUCUGGUGGGGAAAUUGGAUCGGAAAGUGACGUUGGUGACGGUGACGGCGGCCGGCGGGAGUCUGAGCGUGGCGAGCGUGUUCGCGGCGCGGUGGAAGGGGUUUCAGAUCGGCCUGGAAAUGACGUCAUUCUUCUUCGCCUGUACGGCGUUCGACGUGGUGGUGCUGUACACUCUGGAGCUUUUUCCGACGUGCGUGAGAGGCUCCGCCGUGUCGGUGAUGCGGGAGGCGAACCUUCUCGGCGGAGCGAUCGGGCCGGUGCUGGCGGCGGUGGGGAGGAGGAACCGCCUCUGGUCUUACGGCGUGUUUGGGGUGGCGAUUUUGAUUUCUGGGUUGUCUGUUGUUUGGGUGCCGGAAACGCGCGGGAGAAUAUUAUGCGAUACUUUGGAGGAAGAGGAAACUCGGAUGGCCCAAACGAGGCGCUAA